AUGAGCUCAUUUGUUUGUUAUGAGCAUUACAUUAAUAGCUUGGUUGUUUAUUAUCGUAAAAACACGAUAAACGCUGCACGCUCCGAUCAUGUACCUACUGUCUACUAUAGAUUCUUUGGUAAAACUGCCACAGAAAUCAAAAUGACGUCACGAGCACGCGAUGCUCGCGUGUUUACAGGUUAUUCGAUUAGUCGGCAGUCAGCCGAUGAGCCGAGCUAUGUAUAUAGUUGUCGUCUGUUUCAAUAAAAUGCUAUUGAAAAUAGUUUCUUAGAAAUAGAUUUUGAGCUAUGUCCAAAUUGGUACAACUACAAUAAAAUACUUACAGUCUCGUAUUUUGUAAAGGUUUCCGAAAUGAACCCAUAA
Messenger RNA from Spodoptera littoralis (African cotton leafworm), 363 nucleotides. NCBI's taxonomy places the organism in Eukaryota, Metazoa, Arthropoda, Insecta, Lepidoptera, Noctuidae. The record is from the annotation of a GenBank genome assembly.